Sesamum indicum (sesame) is the source of this 1178-nucleotide messenger RNA. The record is from RefSeq and is a predicted model, not a curated record. NCBI's taxonomy places the organism in Eukaryota, Viridiplantae, Streptophyta, Magnoliopsida, Lamiales, Pedaliaceae.
AGUGUGCUGACAAAAACACAUGAUGAGGGCGCUUUUUCUUCUGCCCACAGCGUUUCUUCCCAUUUCCAGACGCAUCAAAAUCUCCAGCCCGCUAACAAAUUUGUCACAUUUUUCCUCUACUUCCACACGUCGUCUUCACAGAACAAACCCAAUUUUCUGUGCAAGAAUGGCCUCUGAAUCUACCUUCCCAGUUCUCACUCACACCAUUACCAUCCCCAGUCAGCUCAGUCAACCCGUCGCAAUCGUGGCUGCCGCCGGCGUCUCAGACUCUGAUUUCAGGCGUGAUUUUCUUUUUAUACUUUACAAACAGUGGUUGAAAAACAUACAGACAGAAGCAGGACUGCUAGCUAAUGGUGCCAUGUUCUUAAGACAAGUGCUCAUUCAGAGUGUAGAUAUGUUUGGCAGUCGUGUUGGAUUUCUCAAGUUCAAAGCAGAUGUAAUUGACAAGGAAACAGGGCAGAAGGUUCCAGGCAUUGUUUUUGCACGAGGGCCAGCUGUUGCGGUGUUAAUCCUGUUGGAUUCAGAUGGAGAGACCUAUGCUGUGCUAACUGAGCAGGUCAGGGUCCCCGUUGGGAAGCUUAUUUUAGAAUUACCUGCUGGAAUGUUGGAUGAUGACAAGGGUGAUAUAGUUGGAACAGCUGUUCGUGAGGUUGAGGAGGAGACUGGCUUGCAUUUAAAUCUGGAUGAUGUGGUUGAUCUUACUGCCUUUUUACAUCCCUCAACUGGACGCAGAGUUUUUCCUUCUCCGGGCGGAUGCGAUGAAGAUCUUGGUCUGUUUUUGUACAGAGGAAAAGUCGAUAGAGAGAUCAUCAGACAACUACAGGGCAAAGAAACAGGGCUUAGAGAUCACGGCGAACUAAUCAGGGUGCAUGUAGUUCCCUAUAAAGAUCUGUGGCGGACGACUGCGGAUGCCAAAGUACUGAUGGCCAUUGCUCUCUAUGAGAUGGCCAAGAAGGAUGGCCUUCUACCACCUCUCAAAGAUUGAGGCAUCUAGUGAUAUCAACAGGUCUAGUAAUCUCGAAUUAAAUUUCCUUUUGCUUUCAUGCUCCAUUAUCUAUUCCAUUUUAUAUAUACAUGCCAUGUGUAUAAAUACUGAGCUAGUAAUCUACCUCAGUUCCUCAAAACAUGUCCUCCGUUUAGAUUGAAAUCAUUUCCUUUUAUUUUUUUGUUUCUGUGUA